GGUGAGUGAGUGCAGACAGAUGGGGCCUGGUGCCCUUGAGCAGUUCCCGGGUCUCAGCUGCCACACAUCUCAUAGCCGGUGAUGCUGGGGGAAGCUUACGCAGUCACAGUACUGGCUUCUUCCUCUUUUUCUUUCCAUACAAGUGGCUUAGGGAUGGGGUAGAGUAGUUGACUUAUUUGGAUGAAAACCACUAUCUUCUGUCAGAAACUCAAAAGGAAUCAUUGCUGGCAUGGUAACCUAAAGAAAAACAACCAGACAAGUGCCCAACGACACUUAAAAAGGUGAUUUAUUAUCUUGCCAAGUUUAGGCUGGGCAUGGUGACUCAUGCCUCUAAUCCCAGCAUUUUGGGAGGCUGAGGCUGGUGGAUCACCGGAGGCCAGGACUUUGAGACCAGCCUGACCAAUAUGGCAAAACCUCGUCCCUACUAAAAAUACAAAAAUUAGCCGGGCAUGGUGGUGUGAGCCUGUAGUCCCAGCUACUCAGGAGGCUGAGACAGGAGAAUUGCUUAGAUUCAGGAGGUGGGGGUUUUAGUGGGCCGAGAUCACGCCAUUGCACUCCAGACUGUGCGACAGAGCGAGACUCUGUCAAAAAAAAAAAAAAAAAAUUAUCCUGCAAAAUUUGAAAAGGAAAUUCAAAUCAACAGCUUCUAAACUACUUUUUAACAUGACUCAUAAUAAUACAUUCUAUAGUACAUAUGUAUGUUCUAUAACUUUGAAUAAAAGAGUUAACCACAUCACAUUUAUUUUAUAACAUGUAAUACAUAUUUUUUAUUCUCCUUCAUUUGUUUUGAAUGCUCUGUGCAGUCUACAAAAAGUCCAAUAGUAAUAAUUAAAUUAGUCAUUAAGUUGAACAUUAUCUUGUCUUUUAAAAUGAUAAUCUCAAAAAUGAUCUUUUAUUUUUGAGAUUUAUAUAGAUACACACACACACACACACACACACACACACACACACACACACAUAUUUUUUGAGACAGAGUUUCACUCUGUCCCCCAGGCUGGAGUGCAAUGGCACAAUCUUGGCUCACUGCAACCUCUGUCUCCCGGGUUCAAGCAAUUCCUCUGCCUCAGCCUCUGAGUAGCUGGGACUACAGGUGUGUGCCACCAUGCCCAGCUAAUUUUUGUAUUCUUAGUAGAGAUGGGGUUUCACCAUAUUGGCCAGGCUCGUGUCAACUCCUGACCUCGUGAUCUGCCCACCGCGGCCUCCCAAAGUGCUGGGACUAUAGGUGUGAGCCGCUGCACCCGGUCCAAGUAAAAUUAUUUUAACAAUAUACUAUGAAGAGAAAAACACUGGCUAUGAAAGAAUAUGCAUAGUUUUACCCUGUUUAAAAAUAAAGAUUGAAAGAAUACAUAUGCAAAUAAGUUUACUUUUAUUUUUGGUAACACUUUACUGCAUUGUCUGAAUAUUGACAAUCAGUAUGCAUUAUGAAGCUACCUGGCUAACAUUGUGUACUCACUGUGUGUGCCAGGCCCUGGGUUCAAUGCUCUACAUGCACUUAUAUUUCAUUUAAUUCUCUCUGCAACCUGAGAUGGUAUAGCCACCUCAUUUUACAGAGUUGAAACUGAGGCUCAGAGACUGAAAGUUAAGCCUGAGGUUGCAGUCAAUAAGAGGCAGAGCUGGAACUGAAACCUACCUGUGUCUGACCACCAGUUCGUGUUCUGACGGCAGGCUAGUCUGCAUCACAGAGUGUGGAGUAGAUGGUGCAUGCCUGCUAGGAUGGGCUAGGUAUCACUGUAGGUAAGAAACAGCCCCAAACUAUGGAAAUGUACACCACUGAAGGCUCUUUUCCUGCCCAUGCUGCACAUCCUCCAUGGCUCUCCUGUGCCCUGUGCCCCACAUGCCCUCAUCCUGCCACGAGAAUAAAGGAGCAGCCUCCAUAUGGGAGCUGUCAGCUGCUCUAAGAGAUGAAGGAGAGAGUGGCCCGUCUCAAUGGCUCCCAACUCUUUUGCCUCGAGGUGACACGCUUCACUUCCACGCACAUCUCCUGGGUCAAAGCAAAUCCCAUGGGUACAUCCACUUUCAAGUGGCCCAGGAGAGAACCUGAAAUACUCGGUGGACUCCAUUAAGGCCGUCAUAUGGUGUCAGCCUGCAUGGGAGACUGUGGAGGGGCAGAGGAGGAGAGUGGGGAACUGAUGGGAAAUGACAGGAGGACUAAGUCACCGCAGAUUUGCUUUAUCUUCAGCCAGGUGGAGUUUGUCCCAGAGCCGCACAAAAUCAUCACCAGCAUGAUUAAACGGAGUAGACUUCAGAAAAAGCAGUUUGGUCGGAUGUAAUCAGCAGUGAACUCAGAAUCAAUUGAGUGACAUUGAGUCAGUAAAUCUCUGACUGCCUCAGUUACCCCAUAUGAUAGUUUUGAGGAUGGGAACAUUGAGAGAGUUGAUUUGGAAGGAUAUCAAGAGUAAAAAUUCCAACAUUUUUAGUUCCUUUAAGUUAAAUCCAGGCACUGUCUUUCCUGCAAGUCUCCUGUUCCUUUCAGAUUGCACAGGUGAGAGUGCUCAGAUUAGGGCUGGAGGUUGUAAACCAUUGCUCCCACACUGACAGUGCCCCCGUGUCGUGCGUGUAUUCUGCGCAUUUUCCUGUGCUAAACACUCUCCCAAAACAUCGUGGGGCCUGAUUCUUCCUCUUUGUUCCAAUGGCCCUGGGUGACUCAAGUGCCCAUUCAAUGACCAGGACACAGAGGUCUUAGAGAGAUGCUCCUUGAGGCCCCAGGUGCGAGCCUGUACCCUGCCGGAGCAUGAGGCAAGGGACAGGGCAUCGUCUGUGGGGAUAGUGGGGGUAGUGGGGGUAGUGGUCAGCCAGAUUUGGUGACUCUACUUGCUCACCAGACGAUCCUACACCUGCCACCUCCGAUGGAUCCACUGCCUCUGUGCCUGCCUGUACUGCUGAUGCUCCAGUGGAUAACUCAGCAUCCCAGCCUAGGCCCAAUGCCACUGAAGAUGGACCUGCCCCCUGGGGACCCAGGAGUCCUACCACUCAGCUGUCCCCAGGAGUGCCCAGACCCUCAUUCUUAUCCAGGACCUAGGAGCCCUACCCCUGGCCUUCCCUCAUCAGCCGUAAAUGAUGAUUUACUGCUGUUACCAUCAUCACUGCCUUCAGUGACCAAGGGCCUUCCAAGGUGCCAGCUCUGGAACGAAGGAUGCCCUUGGGAGGUGAUGACACUCAGGUUGAUGGACGGAUGGCUACAUGGAUGUGAUGGAGAUGGUUUACUAUCGGGACCUUCCGCACCCUGCUGAUGUUUUGUUGCUUAGGAUAUGAAUGGCUGAGCGGAGGCUGUAAAACCUGGCACUCUGCUUGGGUAUGAGGUUCUUCCUGCCAUCCUGCCAUCAUUUGUUUUUUAUGUUUUGUCGCCAUAAGUGACCUUGAGGAACCCUGGGAGCUCAGGAAGGAAGGAGCGCCCAGAAGCAGGGACAGGGAGCUGGUUGGGGAGGACCAGAAAUCAGGUUAUCAAUACUCUGGCUGACCAUCAUCAUCGUGGGACUGACUUUGGUGGAAGUCCUUGGUUACAUGUCAUUAUUGCAUUUCCGACAAGUUAUAAAGUUGUCAUUACCCUCUGGAUAGUUUACCUUUGGGUGUCUCUCCUGAAGACUAUCUUCUGGUCUCGAAAUGGACAUGAUGGAUCCACGGAUGUACAGCAGAGAGCCUGGAGGUCCAACCGCCGUAGACAGGAAGGGCUGAGGUCCAUUUGUAUGCACACAAAGAAAAGAGUUUCUUCCUUUCGAGGAAAUAAAAUUGUCCUGAAAGACGUCAUUACUCUACGGAGACAUGUGGAAACAAAAGUUAGAGCUAAAAUCCGUAAGAGGAAGGUGACAACGAAAAUCAACCAUCAUGACAAAAUCAAUGGAAAGAGGAAGACCGCCAGAAAACAGAAAAUGUUUCAACGUGCGCAAGAGUUGCGGCGGCGAGCAGAGGACUACCACAAAUGCAAAAUCCCCCCUUCUGCAAGAAAGGCUCUUUGCAACUGGGUCAGAAUGGCGGCAGCGGAGCAUCGUCAUUCUUCAGGAUUGCCCUACUGGCCCUACCUCACAGCUGAAACUUUAAAAAACAGGAUGGGCCACCAGCCACCUCCUCCAACUCAACAACAUUCUAUAACUGAUAACUCCCUGAGCCUCAAGACACCUCCCGAGUGUCUGCUCACUCCCCUUCCACCCUCAGCGGAUGAUAAUCUCAAGACACCUCCCGAGUGUGUGCUCACUCCCCUUCCACCCUCAGCGGAUGAUAAUCUCA
Homo sapiens (human) is the source of this 4221-nucleotide messenger RNA. RefSeq names its product nuclear pore complex-interacting protein family member A5-like. The coding region runs from base 3230 to 3298 and encodes 22 amino acids. The record is from RefSeq and is a predicted model, not a curated record. Lineage: Eukaryota; Metazoa; Chordata; Mammalia; Primates; Hominidae. The transcript is spliced from 8 exons.